Molecule: messenger RNA, 552 nt
Organism: Trichomonas vaginalis G3
Lineage: Eukaryota; Parabasalia; Trichomonadida; Trichomonadidae
Product: RNA polymerase II transcription regulator recruiting protein
Exons: 1
Coding region: 1-552 (183 amino acids)
Biological process (GO): regulation of DNA-templated transcription
Cellular component (GO): nucleus
Molecular function (GO): DNA-binding transcription factor activity, RNA polymerase II-specific; RNA polymerase II cis-regulatory region sequence-specific DNA binding
Source: RefSeq, a predicted model, not a curated record
AUGAAGGAUGAAACAGUCCUGCGUAAAUCACAUCCAAGGGAGAAAUUCACUCAUGAAGAGGAUAACAAGAUCCUCAAGCUUGUACAGAGAUACGGAGAGAACGACUGGAAGAAAGUCGCAUCCAAAAUGAAAGGUCGUAAUGUCAGACAGUGUCGUGAAAGGUUCAAAAACUACUUAUCUCCCAACAUUGAUUGGAGUGGCUGGUCAGAGGAUGAAGAUAAGCAAUUAAUUGAAAAAUACAGAGAAAUGGGUCCAAAAUGGAAAGUUCUUUCCAGCUUUUUCCCCAAGAGAACAGAGAUCAUAGUUAAAAAUAGAAUGAACAAAAUUUUAAGGAAAAUUAAUAAAGGUAAAUAUAGAAACACCAUGAUGCCUGAAUACUCCAAUCCACAGGCUUCUCACCAAGAUGCCAAAAGUGAAGAGGAUUAUGCCUUGAAUCAGUUGGAAUUGGAAUUCCGCAAGGCUAGAAAAUCAUUUUUCGAAGUUGCAGGUAUUACUCGCAAUGAUUUUGACCCCAACUUCGAAAUCUUGGAUACUCCAGAAUUUGUCUACUAA